AUGGAAGGAAAUAUCAAGCUAUGAUGCCAAGACCACAUAUGGCGAGCUAAUUUCGGAGAAAAUUCUUUUAAAGCGUACUCAAUUACCCUUCCUCAAGCCUUCCAUGAUUUUAUGAAUAGUGACAGCAUUGUGAUAGACGAAAAUGAUUCUGAAGAUCCUGCUCAAUUAUUACUAGGUUCUGAAGGUAUGAGAAAAUUAAUCUCUGAUAUAAAUAUCGGAAUAGAAUAUGUAGGAGGUAAAGGAGUGGUACCAAAGUUAAAUUGAAGCGCCCCGCAGUAAAGUUUAUAUAGAGAUGCCUUAUGGAUGCAUGAGUUAAAAUGCUGCACAUACAGAGAUGUUCUUUUGCUAAUUAAAUCAUCUGAGCUGAUUUCAAAUGACAUGAGUGAGGCAGAACAAUUAGGGAUACCAUUAGUUAUGAAUUUGGUCAGAUAUCAUAAUUUAGCUGAUGGCAUGACUUUUAGAUGCUUUGUGAAAAAUAGCGAAAUUGUGGGAAUUUCUCAAAAAACGUCAAUAAAUACGCCUUUUCUUGCAGAAUUGAAAAUUAUAUUGACGGAAAAAAUAACUGAUUUCUAUAAUGAUGUGGUUGAUCCUGUAAUAAAUUUUGAAGAUUUUUGCUUUGAUGUAUAUGUUGAUAUUCCUCCAAGGUAUAAAUGCUGAUUAUUAGGGUUUUCUUCCUGGGAUGAGGACACUAGCUCAUUGCUUUUUUCGUGAGAAGAAUUAAAUCAAUUGAGUAGCUUAGAAUUCAGGACCUAUGACUCUGAAUCGAUCCAACCAAACGAUUAUUCAGCGAAUCGAGUGCCAAUAGAAAUGACAGAUGGGACUGAUCUAGAAGAAUUUUUCAAAAAUUUAAGGUCUUAG
Molecule: messenger RNA, 858 nt
Organism: Blepharisma stoltei
Lineage: Eukaryota; Ciliophora; Heterotrichea; Heterotrichida; Blepharismidae
Source: the annotation of a GenBank genome assembly